ACCGUUAUUUUGGGGUAUAUUCCCGAAAACUGCAAUCCCGAGCAUUUACAGAAGAUGACAGUCGAUUUUGGGGCAUAUCCCCAAGUUCCCAAUUUAUUUCCAUCUCCUCUCCUGAAUUUCCCCUUUUCUCUUUGUUGUCUUGUGCUGUGGGUAGCGCCAUGUUUGAAUCUUGAGUCUAGUGGGAUACAAUCAGUCUGUCUCUUAUCCUAUUGGUAUUCUAGGAUUUUGAGCAGCGGCAGAGCAAUCUCUCCCUCUCUACUUCUCGUUAAAAUGGAGAAUGGUUUUGAGUCCAUGGAAUCAAAACAAGAUGGAGAGAUUAAUUGUUUGAAACCUAUGGAUGCUGAACAACUCAGAGAGAAUGCUCACAAAAUGGUGGAUUUCAUUGCUGAUUAUUAUAAAAACCUUGAGACGUUUCCUGUUUUAAGUCAAGUUGAGCCUGGUUACCUAGGCAAGCUUUUACCAGAUUAUGCCCCGAAUCAUCCCGAGUCACUGGAAAAUGUACUCGCUGAUGUUCAAUCAAAGAUUAUACCUGGUGUAACACAUUGGCAAAGCCCCGGUUAUUUUGCAUAUUUUCCUUCUAAUUCUAGCAUUGCUGGGUUCUUAGGAGAAAUGCUUAGUGCUGGUUUUAACAUUAUUGGGUUCAGCUGGGUUACUUCUCCUGCUGCAACAGAACUCGAAGUCAUUGUACUGGAUUGGCUUGCGAAAAUGCUGCAAUUACCUGAACAUUUACUUUCUCCAGGGCAAGGUGGUGGGGUGAUUCAGGGUACAGCAAGUGAAGCAAUUCUAGUAGCAUUACAUGCUGCACGUGACAAGGUGUUGAAGAAGGUUGGAAAAACCUCUCUUCCUCAACUUGUUGCACAUGCAUCCGAUCAAGCACAUGCAUCCAUGCAAAAGGCGUGCCAGAUUGCUGGGGUUCAUCCAGAGAAUUGUAGACUGGUGAAAACAGAUUCUUCUACUAAUCAUGCACUAUCCCCUGACGUACUUCGUGAAGAAAUCUCCAAGGACAUUGCAGCUGGUCUAAUACCCUUUUUCCUAUCUAGCACAGUUGGUACAACUUCCUCAACAGCAGUGGAUCCCUUGUCUUCUUUGGGGAAAAUAGCCAAGGAUAAUGAGCUGUGGUUCCACAUUGAUGCUGCAUAUGCUGGAAGCGCUUGUAUAUGUCCAGAAUACCGCCAAUAUUUGGAUGGUGUGGAGGAAGCGGACUCAUUUAACAUGAAUACACACAAAUGGUUUCUUACAAAUUUUGAUUGUUCACUUCUUUGGGUCAAGGACCGCAGUGCUUUGAUUCAAUCCCUUUCUACAAAACCAGAGUAUUUGAAGAAUAAGGCUUCAGAAGUAAACAUGGUAUUGGAUUUUAAAGACUGGCAAAUUCCUCUUGGACGGCGAUUUCGGUCACUAAAACUAUGGAUGGUGUUGCGAUUAUAUGGUUUGGAGAACCUACAAUGUUACAUAAGAAAUCAUAUUAAACUGGCCAAACAUUUUGAAGAUCUUGUUGCUGCUGAUUCGAGAUUUGAGAUUGUCGUCCCUUGUGUAUUUGCACUUGUUUGUUUUCGCCUUCUUCCUGCCCAUGAUGAUCAGGAUUGUGGCAAUAAACUAAACCAGGACUUAUUAGAUUCUGUAAACUCAACGGGAAAAAUCUUCAUAUCACAUACCGUUUUAUCUGGGAAGCACAUUCUUCGAUUCGUGGUUGGAGCCCCGUUGACGGAAGAAAACCAUAUAAUUUCGGCAUGGAAGAUAUUUCAAGAUCAGACUACCUUGUUAAAAUCCAAUUAAUGUUAGCCGGUUUCAUCAUGGAAUAACGGAAUAGUAAUAAUAGGUCGAGUUUACUGGAUUUUCAAUUACAGUGCAAAAGAAACCAAAUACACCAUCCUGAUCUUUGUUAAAUGCUAUUUUGAGGCUGGCACUGAUCGAAAGCCAAACUCUCGUUCAUAUGCGGUCUCCAGAAGAUUCCUCUAUACAUUUCUCUAUUAGUGCUUUCUUAAUUUACUAAAUGAAGUUGCUUGGAUGUGAUCCUGCUUUGAAUUU
Messenger RNA from Papaver somniferum (opium poppy), 2025 nucleotides. Its product is annotated as tyrosine decarboxylase 1-like. Gene Ontology annotation, molecular function: pyridoxal phosphate binding; carboxy-lyase activity. The transcript is spliced from 13 exons. The record is from RefSeq and is a predicted model, not a curated record. Gene Ontology annotation, biological process: amino acid metabolic process. Lineage: Eukaryota; Viridiplantae; Streptophyta; Magnoliopsida; Ranunculales; Papaveraceae. Bases 55 to 1773 code for a protein of 572 amino acids.